UGCCCUGGCUUUGCCUCGUGGACGUGGCCGCAGUGCCAGUGGGAGCUCCUGGCCGAGUCCGAGGGGCGACUGGCAUCCUCCCCCCACCCUCACUGUGCCUCCCCCAGGAAGGUGGUGAGGAGGGUGAGCCUGACCCAGCGCACCAGCCUGUACCGCAAGGAGCAUGCCCAGGAGGCCAUCGUGUGGCAACAGCCACCGCCUGCCAGCCCGGAGCCGCCCGAGGAGGACGAGGAUGGCCAGACGGACGCGGAGCUGCGACCCACGCCCAGUUUGGAGGACGAUCUUGAGUCGGCCAGGCCGCACAAUGGCCGGGUUGGAGGCAGCCCAGGGCGGCACCUGUAUUCCAAGCGGCUGGACCAGAGCGUCUCCUACCAGCUGAGCCCCCUGGAGAGCACCGCCCCCGAUGCCCUGGUCCGGGCCAAGGCCCAGCACACGCUGGCGGAGCUGAAGCGCCAGAGAGCCGCUGCUAAGCUGCAACGUCCCCUGCCUGAGGGACCCGAGGGACCCGAGGGACCCGAGCCUGGCCUGCCUGUGGACGCUGAGAGCCCCCAGCCGCAGUGCCGCUCCGGGGCUGGUGGAGAUCCGCCCCUGCUGAAGCUCACAGCGCCCUCAGAGGAAGCCCCCAUGGAGAAGAGGCCUUGCUGCCUGCUCAUGUGAGGGGCUGGCCGCCAGAGUCACAAAGUCCUGUUGUGGGGCCCGGCCAGAGGCUGCCGUGGGGCCCCUGCUCUGGGGAACCCAGUGUGUGCCCUGGUGCUGCUGCUGGGGGAUAGGCAGUGCAGGGCCUCCCCUGUUCCCCCCUUCUAGGGUGCCAGCAUCCUCGCUCAGGGAUGAACGUCUAGCAGAAGCCCUCCUGGGGGGUCCUGGCUACAGAGACCUAGUUUGAUUGUGUGACUCUUGAUAAAGGGCUGUUCUGCCACCGGCCUUGUUGUGUGUGUCAGCUGGGCCACUGUCCUGGGCGUGGGGAGCUGUUGUGUUGCUCUUCUGGGUGUGCCCAUCCCUGUUCGGGGCCUGUAGGUGCUUGCUUGUGGCUGCCUGGCCCUGCGUGGGAGUGAGGCCCACGGCCACUGGGCAAGAAGCCUGGCUUGUUGUGCACCCGCCUUCCUGCCUUCCCAGCCUCCUGGAGGCUCCUCUGUAACUCUUUGCUUUCCUGAGAGGAACAGGGAGCUUUGGAAGGACAUUCCUUGGGGGUCAGGGCUGGAGGUAUCCACACCAGAGGGGCAGGGAUCCUGGCUUGGAAGGGGAGGGGGCUUUCCACAAGAUUCUUGAGCCACAGAGGGGAGAGUCUGCACAAGGCUGGAGUCAGAAACCUCCCUGGGGGGUGAGUCCCCCGUUCCUGGCACAUAGCCCUGAUCCUGGGGCCUGGCUGCCAGCCUCUGCCUGGGCCGGCAAAGGGGGCCAGUGGUUGGCCGCCCAGAUUCUGAGCUGGCUGGGCACAAUGUGUCAGGGUGACAGGGGCCCCUUAGGGGCCUCGAGUGGGAGGGCCGAGGGCACUGCUGCCCUCUGUCCAUGGUGGGCAGCUCUGCAUGGCCACCAGUGCUGGGUCACCUUCCCCUCCCCAGUGAGUUCUGACCCAGUCAGCCCCGUGUCUGCAGGGCCCACACUUUCCUGAGCAUCACUGGUUGGAGGGGUGUCCUCAGCAGGGCUGGGGAGGGCAGGGGAUAGGCUGUGGGUUAAAUUUAGCGUGUGGGGCGGUGCAGCUGCCACGGUCCACCUGCUAACACGGCUGCCG
This is a messenger RNA of Ailuropoda melanoleuca (giant panda), 1729 nucleotides long. RefSeq names its product protein phosphatase 1 regulatory subunit 16A-like. NCBI's taxonomy places the organism in Eukaryota, Metazoa, Chordata, Mammalia, Carnivora, Ursidae. The record is from RefSeq and is a predicted model, not a curated record. The annotation marks the transcript as partial. The transcript has 2 exons.